CUCUCUUUUUUAGGCGUUCGUUUAAAUGUAUUUAAACAUUGAAACAAUUCAGCAUGUUUAAAAUUAAAAUAACAUCUAAACUAACAAUUUUCAGACAUAACAUUGUUAAAAACUGCGUCGAUUAAUUCAAAAUUAGAGGUUUAUUUACAAAAAAGUCCAAUUGCACUUUGCAACUUCACCGAUGCAUAAAAAUGCAUGAAAGUUUCAUAGAAUUAUAUAGCCAUUAUAUGUAACAUAUUACCAUUUAAUUUUGUCAUAUGACAUUUUUCGUCACUUCCAAUUCUUUUAAAGAUAUAGUUCGACCCAGUUCUGUAGACACUCUGUAUGUAUAUAUGAUCUGUCAGAUAACUAUCCGACCUUGCGCUAUAACAUAAAAAAGAACUAAAUUUGAUUAAUAGCGAUAAUGUCCCCUUCAAAGUACUCCCUUUGGAAAGUUACAAUCUUCUUUCAGCGAUUUUCGGAAACAUUCUUUAUAUUCAAAUUUUGGUAUAGUUAACAGCCGCUUUGUCACGUUUCUUUUUGUCCUCCAAGUCUUUUCCACAAAUUUGGCCGUUUCAUUUUCAUUGCGAGACGUAAUAGUUUCAAAACUUCUUUGUAAUAUUCUUUAUUUACCGUCUUUUAUUAUUAACUGAGGUUUAUUAAUUAAAACUCGAAUUAGUUACAUAUUUUUAGCCGUUAUUUUGGGUUUUCCAGAACGAGGGUUGCUCUUAACUGAUGUACGACCACUUUUAAAUCGCUUAAGCUAUUCUUUAAUCUUUGUGUCAUUUAUGGAUUCAUUGCCAUAUACUUUAAGAAUGAUAUAGAUGGUUUCCGAACACGAAUGAAUGAGUUUUUGGCAACAUUUAAUGCACAUUCUUUAUUCAUUAUGUAUAGUCAUCGUUAAAAACGACGUGCACGAAAUUCAACAUUUACUCAAAAGUGUAUCAUUGUCAACUGAAGACUUGAAGGUGCUGCCUGGCACUUAUAAAGAUCCCUUCUUAACACUAAAUUUACCAGAUUAGUCAUUUUGACUAGUCAUGCAAUUUAAAUUCAAAAUUCCUACUGUAACAUUUGCUUUCCGAAAUGAUGUUGUGAUUUUUGUAGCUAUAAAUAGAGAAUACAUUUUAUGAACUUAAUAUUACAUUAUAUACAAUAGUAACAAAUAUAUUUGUUGUUAUUGACACUUAUACCAGUAUCAGUCAAAAUGACUGGUGCACGUUUCUAUGAAGAAAUUCUGUAAAAAAACGACAUUGGGGAAGCUAUAACAAUUGAUGAGUACUGCAAUAUUUUAUCGACACAGAAAUAUGAUUUCUGGAGAAUGAUGAGACCGAUGCAUUACAUAUGGCGAUUUUACUGAGAUUCUGCGAUAUAUUCCUUUCGACAAAAGAUAUCAGAGGAGUCGACGUUUGCAAACAGACAAAUUCGCUUUAGUCUCAGCAGUUUGGGACAAAUUUAUUGAAAACAGUCAAAAUUGCUUUAAACUGGGAGCUUAUAUUACCGUGGAUGAGCAACUCUUUCCAACGAAAGCCAGAUGCAGAUUUACCCAGUAUAUGCCAAACAAACCCCAUAAAUUUGGCAUAAAAUUCUGGCUGGCAUCUGAUGUACAGAUGAAAUAUGUGGUAAGUGGGUUUCCGUAUUUAGGAAAAGACGAGGCUCGAGAUGCAUCAACCCCCCUAAGUGAAUUUAUUGUAAUGAAACUUCUUGAACCGUAUACCAUGACGGGUCGAACUGUGACAACUGAUAAUUUUUUUACAAGUUUUUCUUUGGCGUUAAAAUUAAGAUCUAAAAAUACCUCGUUGCUUGGAACAAUACGCGCAAACAAGAGGGAACUGCUGAAAACCUGCAAACUGAAAAAAGAUGGCAUGGCUCGUUUCUCAACGUCGUUAUAUCAAUCCGAUGGAUGCACACUUACCGUUUACAAGAGCAAACCAAAUAAAAAAGUACUUAUACUAAGUACAAAGCAUAAACACGUCACAAUUGAUAAAAGUGCUAAGAAAUUACCUGAAACUGUAUCGUUUUAUAAUAGAACUAAAUUUGGCGCCGAUGUCACUGAUCAAAUGGCACGAAAAUAUACCGUGAAAUCAAGUUCCAGAAGGUGGCCACUUCAAGUCUUUUUCAAUAUUUUAGAUUUAGCCGGAAUAAAUUGCUGGAUAUUGUACAAAAAUACAACAGGAGAAAAUAUCAUACGUAAAGACUUUUUGUUUCGAUUAGCAGAAGAGCUUGCUUCAGAAUAUCAGACUUCAAGGCAAAAACCACACGAAGCCGAUAUACCAACUGCAAGUGGCACGGUUCCUGUACGCAAAUGGUAUCAAAUAGGAUAUUGCAACAACAACAAGACUACAAAAAUUUGCAAUACAUGCAAAAAAAGUGUAUGCGGAAAGUGUACACACAGAAAAAUCUACAUAUGUAAAAAUUGUGUACAAAAUGUGUAAAAAUUGUGAUGGACAAACUAUAAACAAUUGAGCGUUUUGUUUCUUGAUAAUGUCUGUGAAUCUAUUUAUCUAUUAAAAUCGAUAUUAAUCAACUUUUUUGUCAUGUUUUAAGUGUGAAUAAAGAUUGGAAGCCUCAAUAAGGAUUUUUUUUACACCAGUCAUUCUGACUAGUUUUGGUAGAAAUAGUAUAUUAAAAUAGUCGGUAUAUGUUAAUGAUGAUUACCUAUUUUAAAUAAUAGUACACUUAGAUAAAAAGUCAGAGCACAAGGUCGGAUAGUUAUCUGAUAGUUAUCUGACUUAAGAUUGUCUUUCCGUGGUUCUUUUCUCAUGAACGCCCAAUAGUCUUUUUCAUUUGUACUCACAUUCAUACAUAUGCAUUUGGUAAUCCUUAUCACUUUUUGUCCUAUUCUUUGUUUCGUUGCCUCUCACUCUCUCUCUCUCUUUCUCUCUCUCUCUCUCUCUCUCUCAGCUCCUUCUCUAUCUUUCAUAAACAAUGCACCUUACAAAGGACAGAUCACUCUCUGUUCGACUGUUGAUCGAUUUGUUAUAUAAUUUGUUGAUAAUUUUCAUUUACAUGAAGUGAAGAAAUCACUGGAAUCAUUUGGCCUCGAAUCUAUGAUUCCUGAAUUAAAAAUAACAGUUAUAUAGUAUUAUGUAGCUUCUACCUAGUAGGCUUUAUUUAGUUUCUUGGCCUUAUAUGAAAAAAUAUUCAUUUUCCUUACAUGGUAUUCUGUCUUUGUCGUAGCUCGAUAUUCAGUACAUGUUACGUAGCUUAUAAUAAUAGUUACAUCUGAAUGUAGACAAAAUUACGAAAAAAUAUACGGUCGUAAUGUUCUUUCAUAAUUUCACUUUGUGUGUGUAAAUAUAUAGUAUAUAAUAUAAGAGUUUUACCAUGUUUUCGUUUAAUUCAUUAAAUAAUUUUAGGGCUUGAUAGAUUUUGUACUCAGACAAUUUGUACUCAAUUUUAAAAGGCCCAUUAUGCCUUCCAAUUUUUGUCAAGUUCUUGAUAAGGAUGUUGUAUAUAAGUUGCAAUUUAUAAAAAGAUAUAGCUAAUUGUUUAACAUAGUCAAUAAAGUAGGGUAGACCCGGUUCCGAAGUAUCUGUUUGAGAUAGGAUCACUCUAACUUUUAUUCUAGUACCUUUGUAGGAUUUUAAAAUGUGUGUGUGCAGCAUUACUCCAUAGUGGUGUUACGUUGGCAGCAAUGAUUAUUGGCCUAAUCAUUUCAUAUAAUAACAUUUUGUUUUGGAUUGAUAAUCUUGAGCUUUUUUGCUAUUAGAGGAUAUAUUUUAUUUUGAACUAUAUAUGCUUUUUUAAUUGUUUGAUUAAUGUGUGUUCUACAUGGGUGGUCUGAAAAGUUUCCAACCUAAUAAAGUUACAACACAUUUUUUCUUCAAAUUUAUUUUUAUUUUUCUACAUAGUCUUCUUGUAAGUCUACAUACUUCUCCUAGCAAUGCUCCGAUCUCUUUAACCAGUCCGAAUAGUACUCGACGUCU
Molecule: messenger RNA, 3905 nt
Organism: Vespa crabro (European hornet)
Lineage: Eukaryota; Metazoa; Arthropoda; Insecta; Hymenoptera; Vespidae
Product: piggyBac transposable element-derived protein 3-like
Exons: 1
Coding region: 1530-2411 (293 amino acids)
Source: RefSeq, a predicted model, not a curated record